UUAAAACUUCUAAAUCUUUCAUCAUACUGGAAGCCCGCCUAUUUAAGAAGCUUAGUGUAUUGAACCGACAUCCAUUCAAACAUCGACUUCCUAGGCAUCAAGAGAGAUUAGUUCAUAUCAAAGUGCUAUAUAAUAAUAGUGACGCAAGAGUAGAUAUUUGACCAGUUAAUUGAUUGGUCUUGAACUUCUAUAAACUUUAUAUUUGUGACAGAGCUUGUGAAAAGAUGGCAAAGGUGUCUUCAAUUGUUUCUGGAUUUUUGUCGAACGCUCUAGCAGCAACUGUUCAACUCAGUGUUAAUGCGCAAGAGUCCUCUACCAAGGAUUGUACUCCAGGAGAAAAAGUGAUAACCAUGAAGGAGGUAUCCUGGCAUGACGAAGCAGACGAUUGUUGGAUAAUAAUAUACGAUAGAGUUUACGAUAUCUCAGAUUUCCUAGAUGAGCACCCUGGUGGCAGUGAUCUACUUCUCGAAUAUGCUGGAAGGGAGGCCAGUGGUGCUUUCAGAGGAUCUGGGCACAGUGCACAAGCCAUUAGGGCCUUAGACAGGUUCUGCAUAGGAGAGUUGCCCAUGCACGAACGUAUCUUCAGGAAGCCAGGAGGGUACAAGCUCAGCGAUAUACCGGAAUGAAAAAGGGUUCCGGAUUUUCGAAUUGUGCCACUUCAGUACUAAACAAGUUCUAAUAGUAUUUAUGUGUAAUUUAGUUUUAGUUUGCCUUUACCUACUGUUUGUAAGGUUUUUAGUUUUAAAUAGUUUGGUAUUUUUGUUUGUCAGUAUUAUUGUAUGGAUGCAAAAGUAUUGAGAAAUGUAUUUAUUCAUUAUUUAUUAAAUUUGAAUUGAUGAUUAAAAUCGACAGUACACAGAAUUUUA
This is a messenger RNA of Phaedon cochleariae (mustard beetle), 866 nucleotides long. NCBI's taxonomy places the organism in Eukaryota, Metazoa, Arthropoda, Insecta, Coleoptera, Chrysomelidae. The record is from the annotation of a GenBank genome assembly.